AGGACGCGUCGUGUGUUUCCCCGCGUUAUAAUGGAAUUUCCUAAGAGUCCUGAGAGAGACACCAUUGUUCCGGUCAUCAGCGUGGAUGGUGGUACCCCAGCUGAGGGGAGUGACGUCAGCGGCGCCAAUACCCCUCGCUCCGCCUAAAGACGAGAGGGUUAGGUGGGCCUGGCAUAACCCCCGCCCCCCUCCCCCCUCUGCCAGGCCGCCCCUACCACCACCACCAUCACCACCACCCCCUUAUCCCCCCUCCACCGUGAGCCGACACACCGACAGACAGGCAGGCAGAUAGACAGCUCCUCCGCCUGCUGUCUCCCCUCCCCCUCCACCACCACUACCACCACCACCACUACCACCACCACCACCACCACCACCACCACCACCACCACCACACCCCCACCAUGAAUUCACCUGCCCCCCACAGACCAGAACGCCCCGCGGCUCGCAAGUCCUCCUUGGCUGUGCUGCUCCCCAGGCUGCCCGGCCACCAUGGGUCUUCAGACUCUCUCAACCACAGUCCUCAGUCCUCCCCAGGUUACGAUGGCACGUCUGAGGCAUCCACCAUCCGCCUCCCUGACACUCCACACCAGAGGAGCCUCCCACUUUCCCGCAAGGAGUCGUACAAGGACCAGCGGAAGAAGUACCGUCGGGAGAAGAAGCGAGUGGCGCGGGAGUUGCUCAGCACACUCAAAGACCCGGCGGUGGUGGUGCUGGCUGACUGGCUGAAGGUCCGGGGCUCCCUCAAGGGCUGGACCAAGCUGUGGUGUGUCCUCAAGCCAGGCAUGCUGCUGCUGUACAAGAGUGCCAAAGUGAAGAGCAGUCACUGGGUGGGUACUGUCCUGCUCAACACCUGUGAGCUGAUAGAGCGCCCCUCCAAGAAGGAUGGCUUCUGCUUCAAGCUCUUUCAUCCACUGGAGCAGUCCAUCUGGGCCACCAAAGGGCCAGAGGGGGAGACAAUGGGGGCCGUGGUGCAGCCUCUUCCUUCCUCACACCUCAUCUUCCGCGCCCCGUCCCAGGCCGCGGGCAAGUGCUGGAUGGAUGCCCUGGAGCUGGCUGUGCGCUGCUCCUCCAUCCUCAUCCGCUCAAUGACCUCAUCCAGCAAGGCAGACAACAACACCCUCACCUCAUCCACUCUCACUGCUAACAAGUGGAAUGAGUCUGAUUAUGAGAAGCAUUUUAAGGAUCAGGACAUAUCAGAUGACUCCAGCCAAGGUGGGCUCAGCCCAGAGAACAGUCCACUGAUCACACCCCAGUCCUCGUGGAGGGAAUGCGUCAUCCAACUGACGGGGGUGUCCAGCCUGGAGGGCACCCCAACACACAGACCCUUGGCCAACCUGGGGAUCCAGCGCGACCCCUCGCCCACUCCGUACUACCGCAGGCUGGCAGCAGCAAUACACAUGGCUGACCAGGAGCUGAAGGGUGAGGUACCAAGCAGGAGACAGUCCCUCACCCCUGAUGAUGCAAGCAUCACUGACUGCUCCCACACUAACACUCCAGACCUCAAGGGUAACAGAAAGAAGAACUUUUUCAAGCUCAGCCCCAGGAUUAUUCCAAAGACUCCAAAGAAAGCUAAGAAUGAUCUGGAUGACGCCAGCCACACAGACGACAAUGAGUACCACAGGGAGUCAGGCCAUUUCUCUGGCGCCGAGCCCUUGUCGGGGUCUGAAUCAGAGUCCGAGGAUGGCUCCCACAAGGGCGAUGAGAGACAUGACGAGGAGGAGGAGGAGGAGGAGGAGGAGGAGGAGUACGUAGAUGACCUUACGCCGAUAGAGACUGCAUACGUGUCCAAUAAGGAGGGGGAGAUGGGAGAGACAUGUAUUGCGCUGUGUCAGGCUGGAGAGCAGGUGGAGGAGCUGGAGGAAGAGAACAAGUCCCUCAUCUGGUUCCUCCUGAAGCAAGUUCGGCCAGGGAUGGAUCUGUCCAAGGUGGUGCUCCCAACCUUCAUCCUGGAGCCUCGGUCCUUCCUCGACAAACUCUCAGACUAUUACUACCAUGCUGAUCUUCUGUCUAAGGCAGUGCAGGAGGACGACCCCUACACCAGGAUGAAGGAGGUUGUCAGGUGGUACCUCUCAGGGUUCUACAAGAAGCCAAAGGGACUCAAGAAGCCAUACAACCCUAUCCUUGGUGAGACCUUCCGGUGCUACUGGCGACACCCCAAUGGCUCCCGCACCUUCUAUGUGGCUGAGCAGGUAUCUCACCACCCGCCAGUGUCAGCUCUCUAUGUAACAAACAGGCAAGAAGGUUUCUCUGUCAGUGCAACAGUUUUGGCAAAAUCCAAGUUUUAUGGUAACUCAACAUCAGCGAUACUAGAUGGCAAUGUGCAGCUGACCCUCCUGCCCCGAGGGGAGGACUACAUCAUGAACAUGCCCUAUGCCCACUGCAAAGGCAUCCUGAUGGGCACCCUCACCAUGGAGCUGGGGGGCAAGGUGACCGUGGAGUGUGAGAAGACCGGGUACAAGACAGAGCUAGAGUUCAAAUUGAGGCCUUUCUUGAGUGGGUAUGACUCAAACAACAUGGUGAGUGGCAAGCUGAAACUGGGCAAGGACACUUUGGCCACCCUGGAGGGCCACUGGGAUGGCAAGAUCACCCUCACUGACAAGAGGACUGGGGAGGAGGAGGUACUCUGGCAUGCCACUCCAGAGAUCAAGUCUCAGCGGCUGCAGCGGUUCACCGUCACCAUGGAGCAGCAGGGAGCCUUCGAGUCUGAGAGGCUGUGGCAACUCGUUUCGGCAGCCAUCAAGUCAGACGACCAGAUGGCAGCAACGGAAGAGAAGACCAUCCUGGAGGAGGCUCAGCGCAGCGCUGCCAAUGAGCGGAAGGUCAAGUGCGAGGAGUGGGUCCCUAGAUAUUUUGGCCAGGACCUGGUGCGGGGCGUGUACGUGUACAAACACUCUGACCUGCGGCCCUGGGACCCCCGGACAGACCUCUUCCAGUAUGAACACAACUACGUCAUUGCCACCAAGACCAGACACAAGGCCCCCAUGAUCAGGACAGCCUCCAUCGUCAGUGUUGAUCCCAAGUGUGAAGUUAAUGUGAGUGUUGUGCGUGUGGCAGGAGUGGAAGGAGUGCCAAGGCUGCGAGGGGUGUUUGAGCGGGCUGAUGCAGAGGAGACCAGUUCAGGGGACCAUGACGACCUGCAGGACGUGACAGACCACACGGUGGGCAACAGCAGCGUGGGCAGCGCACCAUCACGGCCAAGCAGGCAGACCAUCAAUGUCACUUCCAGCCUGCUGGACACCCUCAACAAGGUGUCAGUGAGCCAGGACCUGCUGGUGGUGGAGAUGAAGGGCAUGAAGCAGGAGCUGGAGGCCCUCACACUGCGGAUCUCCUCCAUGGCCACCAGGCAGCAGAAACAGCACCUGGAGCGGCUGGACAGCGGCCUCUUCUCCAUGAAUUCAUGGUCCUCCAUCCUGGUGGCUCUGGUGGUGUACAGCCUCAUCAAGUGGCUGGCUGAGCGCCUCUGGUUGUAGCUGGGAGGACGGGGUGGUUGUUUGUGACUUGUUAAAGAUCAUAUAUAUAUAAAUCACUAUAAAUAUAUACAUAUAUACAUAAUAUAUAUUUAUGCAUUGGUUGGGAUGAAUAUAAUGUUAACAAGAUAUCAGAUUGACAGUAUAAAAGUUGCCAUUAAUGAACUUGUAAAUAUGCCACCUAUUGAUUUUUUAGCAGUAGUUCUCCCACACAUUGUUAUGAAGGGAAGAUAAAUGAUCUAUCGGGAUAAGAUUCCUAAUAAGGUAGGCAUUUCAUUCCUAAUUACAAUUACUUCUCAUAGAAGUAGUAAGUGACACAGAGGGCCCUUCAGAUUCUAUUCAUUAUAGAGUAUCAAAAAUUUCUGCCUUAUGCUGUAUCUAUAAGUACCAUCUUGCAGUCAUUGUUGCACACUGUAUUCAUUGCUACCUCUCAGGCAUCAGUUUGUACAGUCUGGAUGCUGGGGGUCUGUCUGGCCAGCCUGCCUUGCCCCAGCCCAGGGACAGCAGCAGGAGUGUGAGGGAAACACUCACUCCUUGUACUUCAGGUUCAUGCAUUUGAGUCUCUUGUUGUUUAGGGAGAGGAAGGUGGGGCAGCAGAUCUCUCUUAUUGACUGUAUCAUACCUUUAGUUCUAAUUCAGUUCUCUCCACUUUUAUCAUAGACAUUCCCUCUCCUGUAGAGAGUAAGAUAAUCUCAUGUCACCCGAACGUCAGUUGUAGGAUGUUCAGUGGAGCACCUCUCAUCCUUUUCCUCUCAAUUGCUCAUAGUAGAAUUAUUUCCUAUACACCCUUGCCAUUCACACUCAUGCAUCUUGCUCACCCCUUGCCUGCCUGCCUGCCUGUCACCAUCAUCAUCACUUCCCUGCAGCUAGUGUGUUCCUCAGACCAAGUAGUGAUUCACCAGGUAGGCAGCCUUUUAUCACACAGGUAGUAUUUCUCUAAUAGAGAUUGGUUUGUAUUCUUUAUACCUAAGGUAUUAAUCUAAGGCCAUAUAGGAAGGUUUUCAAUCCAUUGAGGCCGUGUAUGGGUCGUAAACUUUUUUGAAAUGUUGGAGUUUUGAUUUCUUGUUUUUCUUCUAUGAUACAAAACAAUGCAAAUCCUUUUUCAAUUCUGAUGCAAAUUGUGGACCAGUAGUGUGAAAUUUGCAUCAAAGAAGAAAAUGCGUUGUUGUUUACAGUAAGAUAAGAGUUCUAUGCAUGGAGGAGGGAAAAAGAAGAUGGACACAGGAGUGGAGUAAGCCAGUGUUAUGUGGACAGUGAACCAGCAUAGAUGAAGGAUGUGAACCAAGUGGCUCUAUUGGGAUUGCUUGGUACUGGGUUCUUGUGGGAUUGAGUGUUGGAUCAUCAUAUGGGGCUUAUCAAGGGACUUGAAUUUGUCCUUUACCUGCCUAAAUAAAUAAGAUGGGCAAUGUAGGUUUAGACAAUACACUACUGAAUAAUAAUGUAGGGGAGAGGACUAGAACACCUGGAGUCCUUGUCACCCUCUCAGGUAUUAGCAUUUUGAUAACUCUUAAACUUUUUUUCAACUUGAAAAAUCUUGAUUUAUCUCUGAGAUUUUUACCUUGGUGUGGAGUACUUUGAUGUGUUCAUGUGUUGACCAACUGUCACUUGAGUGUGUUGAGUGACUGAUGACUGACUGGAAUGAGUUGAUUGGUUGUCCAAGUGAUCUUCCUCUCUAUUGUGUAAGUGAUUCUCCUUUAUAAUGUCUAAGUGAUGUUCCUUUAUAUUGUUUUGUAAUGAUAUGUGUACAGUGACUGGUGAUUCAUGUCUGGUGCGUUGUUUUCUCCUCUGAUUGGUUGGUUGGUGAUUGUCAUGUUUUGUUUUCUUGUGUCUUGGUUGCUUUCAAUGCUUCCCUUAUCCCUGCUUGGUGUGGGAAAUAAGUUAAUUGACUGUGUGUGUGCAUAUAUGUGUGUGUGUGUGUGUGUGUGUGUGUGUGUGUGAAGUUAAUAGUGAUUGCUUCAGUUUGCCAUCUCUUUUUUUUUUGUGCCAAGUUUCUUUGAAGGUCAGUUUCAUGUAGUUAGCUUAUAUUAAUAUGUUUUCUACCUGAUUUUUAUUUAUUUAUUUUUUUUAUUUACUUAUUUUCUAGAAGAGUUUGUUAAGUUUAUGUUUCAAUUGAUACAGGGAGCUGCCUUGUAUGUGCCAAGUGGCCUCUUUCACUGUUCUUAUAUUUUUGUGUUGUUGUGUGACCUGAUGUGUUGUGUGUGUGUGAGUAUUUUGUUAGUUCUUCAUAGUGUUGUUUCAUGUCAUUUACCAGAACCACAGGAUCUGAUGUACAAAGAAAAAAAAUUCAAACAAUGGAAGACCCAGGUACAGACAUGUACACCUGUGGAUAUAUAGGUACAUAAAUGCUUUGAAAUACACAAAAUAUUGAAAGCAUACAAACAUACACAUAGUCAGGAAAUAACAUAUACAUGAGCUGGAACUUGAAGAAGAAGAAAGAGAAAAAUUGUAAAAAGCUUUUCUUAUCUUAAGCAGCUCACCUUUUGCACACUUGAUAGACAAAUUUUGCACACCUCUCGUUGCUUUGUACUGCUACUUCUUUUUGAAGGCCAGCUCUCCGAUGUUAUAUUUGAUACCAGCUGUAUCUAAUGUUAAAAAAGUAACCCAUACAUAUUGCAUUGUUAUGCUGCCUGGGAAGUUGUAUGUAUUAGUAGUUCAAGGCUCAUUGGUUACUGCUUGGGUUGGGACAGCUCACAGCCAGCUGCGUAUCUUCUAGUCUUAACACCGUAUAAAUCACUCCUACCGUAAGUUAAGCCCCCACCCGAAUGAUAAGUAUAGAUACAUAAGUUAAGGGAGAUAAGAAUCCAGAAUCCUUUUUGUCGUGGCGCUUACACACACACACAAGACCCGUGAAGUGCUUUAGCAAGACCAGAAACAUCAUUAUGUAGAUUGAGAAAAAACUUGACACUUGUACACUCCCUCUAGUUACUUACUUUCCUAUAACUAGUGUUUGCGUUGUGUUGGUUUCCACAUAUCAGAUACACCUAUGGAGAUAAGCAUGUGGUCGCUGAUGUGCAUAACAGAUGGCGAGUCAUCUGAGACCCUGGAAUAUGUUAGGUGGUGUUGAUGGAAGAGAAGACAUGUAGGGAUAGGGAUGGAGAAAGGACCGACUAGUGACCAGCCUCUUGGUGCUCCUGAGGGAGAGGCUGAAGGGGCCGAGGGAAGUGUAGCGUGUAGGUAGUUGUUGUUGUGUAGGUUGUAAGGGCACCAGUUGGCAGUGAGAUGUUUAUGUUAGAUGCACCCCAGAAACACAACAGAUGGUAGGGCAAGAAUUCUGAAUGAGGAUGUUGUCUUAAGCUCUUACGCUGCCCACUACUGUUUGGAGGGUUACAGCGGGGCAGGUUCAGAAUUACUGCUCUAUUUUAAUGUUAUAUACAGAUGUACUACUACAUGUAAACACCUGUUGUAAUUAGAUGAGUAAAUUUAUAGCCUGUGCUUUUUAUAUUUAAAAAAAAAUGUUGACAAGUGAAAAAUACUUAAAGGAAGGUAUUUUCAGCUCAUUGCAAUACAGGAAAGUAACUUAAGGCAAUGUAUUAACAGUGUACUAUGAAGAGUUAUUAUUUCCUUCUUGUUGACAGACAGUACAGCCCCGCGUAAGAUAUUCAGGAACAUAGUAAGUAUUAGGGUGACAGGGAACUAGUGUGUGAGCGAUGCUUCCCAGUGUGGGUAGAGAACAUUCCAGUGUGUGUGGCAGCAGUGUGAGCUGAGUGUUCAUGCCAGUGAGGUGCUGCAGAGCCUGUUGUGCCCUGGAUGUGGCUGUGACGUGCCAGCCAGUGUGUGUCUAUCAUGGUGGCAUGAGGCAGUGCAGGGCUGAGGCACCUUGGGAAGCACCAGUGUCUGGACAAAUGGUAUUAAAUAUUGAAGUGCAAUAUGUGGCUGCCAAUGUGUUUGGGGAGAGAGAGAGAGAGAGAGAGAGAGAGAGAGAUCCCUGUAUGGUGUAUUGUAAGCUUCACUAUUUAUACCUGUCAUUGCUACCUUGCAGAAGUACGUAUAUAUGCAUAUACAUACUACUAUUGCUGUAUAUUUAUUUAUGAUCUGUUACUCUACCCCCAGACACUACUGUAGCAUUUUUGUGCUAUUAGAAGAUUACAACAGCAAACUUUUCAUUAUUUUACACUUAAGGAUGAAGAUAAUGAAAAAAAAAAAACUACUUUGUUCUUCCUUGUGAAAAUUUAAAUCUAUUUCUGUACAGAAUUUGGUAACGUAUAUAAUACAGAUGACUAUUU
Scylla paramamosain (green mud crab) is the source of this 7690-nucleotide messenger RNA. It is a transcript of the gene Orp8, whose product is annotated as oxysterol-binding protein-related protein 8-like. Gene Ontology annotation, molecular function: cholesterol binding. The record is from RefSeq and is a predicted model, not a curated record. The transcript has 20 exons. Gene Ontology annotation, cellular component: cytosol; membrane; intracellular membrane-bounded organelle. The coding region runs from base 402 to 3470 and encodes 1022 amino acids. Lineage: Eukaryota; Metazoa; Arthropoda; Malacostraca; Decapoda; Portunidae.